UCGAACUGCGGAUCCGGGGCAGACAGGCGAUCGUCGUCGUCGUCGGCAGGCUGGUCAUUCCUCAGAGCACUACGAGUACAAUAUGGACGCGGUUCUGCGCAAUAAGAACCACCUCGAGCUGCUCCUGCGCGGGGCCAUGGGCCUCUGCGCGCUCACGACCUUUGCCACGAGCACGGUGGUGACAGGCAUCGCCAGCGGUGACUUUGCCUUCCUCCUCUCGUACACGCUGCUGCUCUACACGGCCUUUUACGUCGUCUUUGUGCUGCGCCAGAAGACCAUCUUGCUCGAGCUGCGCACAAAAGGCGCCAUCGACGGCGGCUUUGGGCUCCUCCUCUUCCUCGCCGCGAUCUGGCUCAUUGCGAGCCGGGCGUUCACGUACUGCACCAUCUCGAGCUGCGCCGGCGCGUACGCUUGCGUCGUCUUCCUCUUUGUAGGCGCCUUUAUUCAGGGUGCGUCCGUCUACUUGGUGUACACGCAGCUGUACCGCCGAGACUCGAUUGACACAACCAGCAUUGAGAGCCCCGCCGUGUUGCAGUAGUCUCGUUUAGUUAUUGCACGAGUUCGAACAUUGUUUUGCUUUGUCUCCAAAACAAUAGUUGUCUGUUGGUUUAGUACGGUGCUAUUAACUAAACUUUGCACAGAUUUUACUGUCCAAGGGUUAUUUCGACAUUUGCUUCGACAUCUUCCAUAGGUCUUCUUCCAAG
Messenger RNA from Saprolegnia diclina VS20, 704 nucleotides. RefSeq lists its product as hypothetical. The transcript has a single exon. The record is from RefSeq and is a predicted model, not a curated record. The coding region runs from base 83 to 538 and encodes 151 amino acids. NCBI's taxonomy places the organism in Eukaryota, Oomycota, Saprolegniomycetes, Saprolegniales, Saprolegniaceae.